AUGAGCCGAGUGAAUGUGGUUGUGGUUCCUACCGAAGCUGAGCAGCCAAGGACUCAACAGGAUGGCUCCAAGUCGUCCAGACAGCGGAAGUAUGCUGGCUGGGUCCCGUUCGACUACUCUGUGGGGCAGCUGAAGCAUGACGUCGGUCGCUACUGGCAGCUCAAAACCAGCAAGUACGAGCUCUGUGACCCGCUUGGCAGCGUCUUAGACGACGAUAAACCGUUGGAGUUUUCGCAUUUCGACCCCGCCGUCUUGACUCUCCGAAGACGCGAGCGUGUCGUCCCCUUGAUAGAUAAAAGCUCGUCUUGCAGCGCGAAUACGACGGACCCAUUCUGGAUUCACGACCAGCUCUACGAUCUGUUCGUCUUUAAUGCUCUACAGAACCGGCAGAGCAGCACGCUUCGAAUCACGAGUUACCAGUUCAAGCAGUUGUUGCAGAAAGCCACGGCGAAGAGAGUGUACCAGCAGAAGAAGAAGCUUUUAUUUGAUAAACGGGUGACAUUGGCCUUCAGAGGAGCCCAGUCGAAUCCUAGCAGUAGUGGCGACGGGGGUGCGGGGGCGAGUUUCGACGAGUUUCUGGACGCACUCGUUGACGUGGCGUGCUUCAUGUACCCCAAGGAGCAGUCGAAGGAGUUGGCACUGGAAAAACUGGCAACUGAGCAUGUGAUACCCUACCACGAAACGGAGCAACACGCGGUGGGGUCAGAUACGUUGUCGUGGGCUCAAAUUGACGCGCUCGUUGAGCGCGAAAAGGUGAAAUGGGUCGCGCAGCGGUUCACGAGGUCAAUUGGGGACUUGGCGACUUCAUACAGUGCCAAUGUUGGUCUAGCUCACCGCCGGUGUGUGCUUGGAUACCACGAAUUCAGCAAAUUUGUGCGCGAUGUGAUGCCUGUGACCAUCCCGAUGUCCUCCAUCGAGGUAUGCAAGGUCUUCAUGCGCUUCUGUCGCAAAGAGCAAGGAUACGAUAAGGAAGUGACGCUGGAGAUCCCGUGUGCCAAGAUGAUCGACGUCAUCGGAUACAUCGCCCUCGUAGCGGUCCCUCGUCUCGUGAAGGCGAAGGAGAAGAUGAGUCCGAACUGUAAUAAUGUGGUCCUGUCUAGCAAGCUUGGUGUCCAGUGCUUGAAAGCUCUACUCCAUCACAUGUCCAACAAUUUGGGAGCUAAAAGCGGCGCCCUGAUGAAGAAAAACGUCGAAUUCAACCGAGCGCGCGUGUAUUUCCUGCUGGAAUUCAACAAAAUGCACCGAGAAGACUCGCUGACGGAUUACCAGGGAACUUACGAUACCGAGUUUGACACCGAAUUUUCGUGGAACUUGGAUUCAACUGACAAUGCCAACGCUGAAAACUCUGCGUAUGAUAGUGAGUCGAGUACAAGUUCUCCCAUGCAGCGUCAGUCGGCCCGUCAACUCGAUCCUCAAGUGCUGAUCGAGCAGAGAAAAUGCGAGCUGGAGCAAUUGAACGCCUUGUCGAAUGAAGCAGAUGAAAUCUAUGCCUUUCUAGCAGGUGAGCUGCAACGUCAUGCACUAUCAAAACGCCCCGAUAGCCCCGACACAGUCCCGCAUAUGCUUGACGUCUGGGUCUCAGCAGGUGAAAAGUACUCAGACAUCAUCAACCACGUCGAGGGAUCUUCGCACCUUCGUGCCAAAUUCCUCUCUCGCUUCGGUCGCUCACUGUUUGUCUUCGCGUCGCAAGUGCUCAAAAGCACCACCAAGGUGUACAGCUACGAAGAGCUCUUUUACGUCACAAACGCUCGCGUGUACACGGCAACUUCCGACUUGUGGAGUGAUGAAUCUACGUCGUUUACUCUGGAUUUGGCCAUGGAGACACUAUCGCUUGCGUCUGGGAAACUGGCACAGGCUAGUGAAGAGCUAAGCGAUCUGGUUACUGCCGCGAGAGAGAAUGAUCCUCGCGGUGGAAGUGACGAUGAUGCAUCAAGCGCUGGGAGCUGUGGAGGGGACACUGGAGAGGACUAUGAAGACUGGACAGCUAGUGCUCUCUACGAUAGGUACCUUUACUGCCUCUACCUGCGUGCAAAUUGUCUGGCUGCCUACGCUGACGUGAUAGCACACAGCAAAAAGGUUGCUAUCGAUUACAACGUGUGCUGCCAGUUUGAGGAAACCAAGCCAGUCGACGAGAGAGUCACAACCAGCGACGUAUUUUUUACUAGUGCGAUGGUUCUGUCAAAAGCUUCAGCACCUGGCGAGUUUUACUGGGAGGCCAAGAAAAUGUAUCGGUUCCUGUUACAACUCUCGAAGGGGGGACUGAAUUUUUCACGAAGUCGAAUUCACCAUAACUUGGCGAUGGUGCAGUUCAAACUAGCGACUCAUCUUACGCGAGGCUCUGACAGUGAGAAACAAUUGCUUGAGAAUGUGUUAAAGAAUCUCGACGCGUGUGAACAAGCCCAGGAUUAUGUUGUGGAGCCCAACAUUCUAGUUGAAAAGCGCAACUACAUUCGAGCGAUUUUAGCAGCCCGACGUAAAUUCUUUAUCGCUGAAAACCAGGCAGCGGCUCAAACUGAGGGGGUACCACGAGAUGGCCAACAAGAACAAGAAGAUAUUAUCGCUCCGUUUUAUCGAUUUGUGCUCGCUGCCGCGUUUAGCGAGUUUGAUUCCGAUAAAAAGGGGGUCCUUUUCCAGCCUGAAGCCACCCUUCUGAGCAAGGCCUGCGGACACAGCGCUGUCUCUACUGAGUCGCUGCAGUGGUUACUCGAUAACUUUGACCAUCAAGACGGGGGACUCACUGAACGAGGGGUCCUCCAGUACUUCUGUUGGCUGGGGGAAGCAGAUCCCGUUGCAUUCUGCAAGAUCAUCGAUCUUCUCACGGCAAAGCAUACUGGGGCUCAUAAUGUCUCCAUCUUUUCAGGCGACUGUGUAUACCCACGAAAACAUUCAAGCGUGAAAUCUUCGUCAGGAACUGUAGAUUGUAUCGUUGUCUUAGGCGGGAAAAUGACCCAAGCUGCUGGUGUCGACACAACCUCUCCGACAGAUAUUAGACUGGAGCCCGAGGUUAUUGACAUGCUGCCUUCGCGAGCUAGUUUACCCGAAGAGCUAUCGAAAUUCUGCUUCCCUGACGACAUCUAUCUCAGUACCGAGCCAUUCUCUCCGAGGACUUUUGAUAUUGUGCUCACUGAUAUCAAGGGGCUUCGCUCGUAUGGCUCAUGCUUGCAUUUCUGUGAAGAGAAGCACCCCAUGGAUGUGCUUUCUCUGAUAUCGGCGACGCAAAAGGGAAGAACGGCCAAUCUACCGUCUUGGGUGAGCCUGAAGGACAUUCAACAAGGCCAAACCAAGUGGAAGUGCUAUGCGCCAAAGUGUCUCUGUGUGCUAUCCAGCACUCCGCUUUUCCAGACCUUCCGCACCUUUUUGGUGUAUCUCUACCGACUUUCACUCGCAAGUUCUACCAGUAUUCCCCUCGAGUCGAUCGUGUUCAACUUUCUUGAGCGAACACCUCUACCGACAGCUAAUGCAACACGGACGGCGUUCAAGUUGGGCGACACGACUUGUUUGUUGUCGGGAUUCCCACGAAACUUGCCAUUUUAUUCGCCUACGGAAGUGGACUUCACGAUUCUGUUCCAGUGCCUUAAUCCAGACAAUAUUCUAAAGGUCUACGGCUACUUGCUGACGGAGAAGAAGGUCGUUCUGAGCUCAACCAAUCGUCCAAUACUGACCCACGUUGCCGAGACGCUGCGAGCCCUGCUGCAUCCUUUUGAGUGCCAGCAAGUCUACAUCCCACUCCUUCCACUGUCUUUGGUCGAGUUCAUCUGCGCACCCGUGCCAUUCUUUAUGGGCAUCCGGUCUGACCAGCGACUUGAACGUUUGAUGGCCGAGGGAGUCAUUUUGGUUGAUUUGGACAACAACGAUAUUCGGUUGCCCCCAAACGAGGAGCUCCCAAUGCUUACAGACGUCAAGUCGCGGAAGCUGCUGCACGCUCUGCGCAAACUCUCGAUUUGGCCAGCAAGUCAGCGAACUAGAUACAGCUUUGGGCGUGGCCUCACAGGCAGCGAGCGGCCGGUUUCGGCUACUUUCGAACCCUCCCAGCCUUCUGAUGCCGAAGUGAGCCAGGUCGUCGGCCGGCAUGAAGAUCUCACCGAGAAGUGGGGAGAGAUACAAACGCUCUUUUCGUCGUUCGCUACGAGACUCCUCAAAGAGAUCCGCAAACACUGCUCUAGAGUUCCAGCGCCAACGACAUCGGGAAGCACCAGCGAGUCUGUGUAUUUUGACGAACGCAGUUUCCUUGCGAUGCACCCGAGUCUACGGGAAUUCUGCACUCAUUUAUUCCAGACGCAGCUCUUCCAGCGCUCGAUCGAGAACAUUUGGACAUUGAACGCCACGGAGCCGGAGCAGUACUGGAAAGCUGUCCGAGCCAAGGGUAUGCUAAGAAAGAACUCAGAGGUCAACGAAGACAUGAACAAGACUCAACGACGCCAAGUGAUCCAGGCACCACUGCCACCGCGGAAACACGUCAAUCCGGUUGCAAGAAAUGCUAAUGACGGGUUCCCAGCUUUCAACGGACAACUGUACGACGACCUCCUCGAAGAGCUCAGCGAUUUCGGUGACGUCGAAUCUUCCGCUGGCGACUUUGCAGCACACGCAGUUCGACCAUUGUCCUCUCUCUCUUCGUUGGGGUUAUCGUCUGAAGCAUCCAGCACUUCCGUUCUCACGUCCCCGUCAUUUCACGACGGAGACGCUGACGCCUUCAAAUUAGUAAACGCAGCUAGAAAACGCCUGGAAGGUCGACGCGGAGGCGAAAUAGCGGAAUAA
This is a messenger RNA of Phytophthora sojae, 4755 nucleotides long. RefSeq lists its product as hypothetical. The transcript has 10 exons. Gene Ontology annotation, biological process: regulation of Rab protein signal transduction. NCBI's taxonomy places the organism in Eukaryota, Oomycota, Peronosporomycetes, Peronosporales, Peronosporaceae. The coding region runs from base 1 to 4755 and encodes 1584 amino acids. Gene Ontology annotation, cellular component: cytoplasmic vesicle. The record is from RefSeq and is a predicted model, not a curated record.